Cylindrotheca closterium is the source of this 1062-nucleotide messenger RNA. Lineage: Eukaryota; Bacillariophyta; Bacillariophyceae; Bacillariales; Bacillariaceae. The record is from the annotation of a GenBank genome assembly.
AUGAUUCGAGCAGCUUCCAAAUGCGGUACUUCGGUCCAUCGCGCCAUAUAUGCCUUUAGUCGAACGCCGCAAGCAUCCUCCACCACACUUUCUUCAAUAUCCUUCAGUUCGGCGGCUCCUCAAACGGGUGAGAAUGAUUCAAUGGCCCUGCCACCCAAUCUUUCCUUUGAUAGAAAGUCUUCAUUUGCUCCCAAGGCUCGGCCAGUGCUGGUGGCGCCACCACAACCAGUGGAUGAGGAGGGUGAGGAAGAAGUUUCUGCAGAAGACAGUGGUUACGAAAGCGGGGAGGAAGACUUGUCAGCAGCCGUGGCCCAACUUGAAGAAGACGAAGCUCCAAGGUUUGUAAUUCCACUUCCCGACCGUCUCAAGGCAACUGUUCAUGGCGCUGACGGCAGCGUCAAUGGCACUCUCUGGUUGGAUGAAACUGUCUUUGGAGCCGAUCCCAUCCGAGUGGACCUUAUUAAGCAAUCUGUUGAUUACAUUCGGAAUAAGAUUCGAGGUGUCCGCAAGGCCAAGAGUAAGACAAUCUCGGAAGUGAGUGGAAGUGGCCGCAAGGUCCGCAAUCAAAAGGGUACUGGUAUGGCUCGAGCUGGACACUCCCGACCAGCCCAUUGGAGAGGUGGAGCCAAGGCCCAUGGUCCAAAGAAUACCGUCGACUAUGGAAAUGUGAAAAUGAAUAAGAAAGCGCGUCGACUGGCGAUGGUAUCGACUUUGUCGCAAAAGCUGAAGGAAGGAAAUUUGAUUGUAGUGGACAAUUUCAAUUUGCUAUCCCACAAGACCAAGGAUUUGGCUACCAUGUUGGAGGAAUCCUACGGAAUUGGUAAGGGUGGACACUCGGCACUAAUAUUGGAUCACUAUUUGGAAGAUGAGGAUGCAAAAGACGAUUCGUACGACGCGUCUUUUCACGGAGUCCCCAUCAAUCUAUGGGUGGCUUCGAGUAACAUCUACAAGAUCAAGGUGGCAAGCCAACGUUACACCAAUGUAUAUGAUAUUUUGAAAAAGGACAAGCUUAUCGUUACACUGGGGGCACUGGAACAAAUGGAAUCACGAUGGAAGGAUUAG